AUGCUGGAGCAGGAGAACCAGGAGAAUGUCCCCCCGCCGGGCGGCAAAGCAGCAGCAGCGGCGGCGGUGCCGCCGCCGCCCGCCGGCCCCCGCGUGGCGCUGGGGGUGCUGCGGGGCGCGCAGGAGCGCCCGGGGCUCUCGCUGCAGGCGGCGCGGGGCGGCUGCGAGGGCCACGGAGCGGCGGCGGCGGCAGCGGGGAAGCACCAGCCCUUCUCCAUCCAUGUGGACGAGCCCGAUGGGGAGCGGGAUCGGCGGCCGCGGGUCGCCCCGGCGGGGCGCAAGGAGGAUGCGGCUCUGGGGCUCCGUGCGGCCGUGUGUGCCCUGGGGGAGCGGCGGCCCCUGGCCCCCCUGGGCAACGCCAUGGAGCUGAGCUUCGACUCUCCAAGUAUUAUGGAUAUUUCAAUAACCUCAGAACCAGAAGAGACAAAACCAAACGUUAAUAACGUGUCAGACUAUAUCAGCGAAAUCCAUACGUACCUUAGGGAAAUGGAGGUGAAAUGCAAGCCUAAAAUAGGCUACAUGAAGAAGCAACCUGACAUCACAAACAACAUGCGGGCUAUUCUUGUGGACUGGCUGGUGGAAGUUGGAGAAGAAUACAAACUACAGAACGAAACCCUGCACUUAGCUGUAAACUACAUUGAUAGGUUUCUUUCUUCAAUGUCUGUUUUGAGAGGAAAACUUCAGCUUGUGGGUACCGCAGCCAUGCUGCUUGCAUCAAAGUUUGAAGAAAUCUACCCUCCCGAAGUAGCCGAGUUUGUCUACAUCACGGAUGACACCUACACCAAGAAGCAGGUUCUAAGGAUGGAGCACUUAAUUUUGAAGGUUUUGUCGUUCGACUUGGCAGCUCCAACGAUCAACCAGUUCCUCACCCAGUACUUCUUACAUGAGCAGACAGACGCUAAAAUGGAGAGCCUGUCAAUGUACCUCGGGGAGCUGAGUCUAAUUGAUGCUGAUCCUUACCUGAAAUACUUGCCAUCAGUUAUUGCUGCUGCAGCCUUUCUUCUAGCAGACUACACGCUCACUGGACGAACUUGGCCUGAAUCCCUGUGCAAAGUAACUGGCUACACCCUUGAAGACAUCAAGCCUUGCCUCGUGGACCUACACAACACCUACCUCAAAGCAGCCCAGCACACGCAACAGUCCAUAAGGGAAAAGUACAAGAGUACCAAGUACCAUGAAGUAUCGCUUAUUGACCCGCCAGACACACUAAACUUAUUGUAAUAAUCAAGAGACUGAUCUUUUUGAGAGAUGUAUAUUACCAGGAAAUGAUGUACAGUUUUAAACAUGGUUCAGAAUUCUAGAUGUGAUCACUCAGAAUGCAGGCUUUGACGACUUUAAUUAUGAAGUUAGUUUUAUGAGGGUUUAAUGUAAAUCUUUUGUACAUGCGAUCUUGUUAAAGAGUUUUAACCGUGUUUUUAUCCAAACGUUCUCUUCAGGCACAGAAUUAACCAUGCAGACCGUGUGAAGUCUGAGACUGCCUAACUACUUAUAGCCUAAACGUUAAUAUUAGGGGUGCACUAUUAUAAGUGGGGCUUUUUCUCCUUCUGGGUAAGAAAGACUUGGACUCCACAGCAGUAUUUGUAGCAUUUUUAUAUUGUCUAGUUUAAACUGAGACUUAGCAUAGACCCAAAAUGUGGCCUCGUGUCUAUUAUACUGGAGGAAACUAUGUGGCUGUGAGGAGAACACCUUCCUGGAAUAGACUCGUGAGCCUCUUUUAGGAUGUGCCUUGUGAUGUAGUGCCAGGGCUCCAUCAGGCUGAAUGCUCUGCUGCAGGAGCUGCGGGGUUAAAACUCCUACACCAGUUCAUAGUUCUCACUGCCACUACGUAGAAAAUGGUCUUGCUACAGGUAUUUUCUUGUGCAUGUGUAAAACUGAUACUAAUUUAAACCCAUGGAGUUCCCAGUGACGCGUUAGCUGUCCCCAAAGCCCAUCGAUACCUACUAAAAAAACGAGUCCUCAGUCUGCUUACCUUGUACCUCUUUAUGGGUGGUGGAGGGAUUAAACUGCAGGAGGGUGAACUACUGCUCUGUGCCCUCAAGGGGAGGGAGUGUCUCCUGGCAUGGAUGGGCUACAUGCAGAACCACGUGCAUUCUGUACACCCCUCAUGCUUGGAGAGAGUUCCUCCACGGCAAAAAAUGGAGACCAACCGGUUGUAUUUUUCCUUAGUUCUGGAACUCUGUUACAUGAGCAAACGUAAACCAGCAUUAGAUCCAAUGGAUGUUUUUCCUUCAGCCUGUGUAAAUGGAGUGAUGCUGCCCUGUACCUGCUGUUCUCUGCAUGUGAAGCAGUUGACUGCACAGAAGCGGGUUGGAUUAAGCCAUUUCCAGGCUGGCCAAUAAACAGUUUUUGUAUCUGAUGUUAGUGGUCUUGCUAAUACCUUAAAACCACUGAGGAGAAGUGCCGCCAUCUUAAACUGGAAUUCGUUUCCAAAGCUUUUUGGCAAGGUGAAGCCUGUGCCUUUUUGGCUUGAAGCUGAUCCAACACUGUCUGCUUUUCUGGGCACCCAGCAGUGAGCAGUAUAAACUCUCCACAGAUGCCCAACAGCUGUCAGGGUGGGAGCUAUUUAAAUUUUUUUUAAAUCAUCAGCCCUCUGUCAAGCUGACAAGCACAUUAAAGUGAGACAACUCACAGGUCUCAUCUCAGCAACUACAAACUUACUGUUCUGGCCCCACCCCUGCAGUCUGAGCCCUCCGUGAACCACCUCAGUUACAAAAGCGAUCGGUGCUUAUCCUGUUGAAAUAUGCAGCAGAGGAGGCCUCUUUGGCCAAUAUGAGCUUCUUAAGAUGCACUUGGACUUUUAUGCAUGUUCUGAUGUUUAAUGGGAGAACAGUAUUUCAUUGGUCACUAGUCUUUAUUUAGCCUAAUUUCAGCAGGUUGCCACUGUAAAAAAAGCCAAAACUAUCUGGGGGCAGCCUGCACAGUCUAUCAUGUCUGGUGCUUAGGAUUGGAAACA
Empidonax traillii (willow flycatcher) is the source of this 2953-nucleotide messenger RNA. RefSeq names its product cyclin A2 (gene CCNA2). The transcript is spliced from 8 exons. The coding region runs from base 1 to 1221 and encodes 406 amino acids. NCBI's taxonomy places the organism in Eukaryota, Metazoa, Chordata, Aves, Passeriformes, Tyrannidae. The record is from RefSeq and is a predicted model, not a curated record. Gene Ontology annotation, molecular function: cyclin-dependent protein serine/threonine kinase regulator activity. Gene Ontology annotation, cellular component: nucleus; cytoplasm; cyclin A2-CDK2 complex. Gene Ontology annotation, biological process: regulation of cyclin-dependent protein serine/threonine kinase activity; mitotic cell cycle phase transition.